AUGUUGGUCAGAGCAAUUCCUAAGUUACUCUUACUGCUGAGCCCUUUUCUCUUCAUUCUCUGGCUCCUAAGCAGUCACAAGUCGGUACAGGUGUCUGAUAUCGACAAGUUUGGUGGCUUAUGGAAGAAGGGGGUCGCCGAUCACAGAGUUCUACACCCUUCGAGUGUAGGAAGUAAAGACAUCAUACAUCUACCUAUCCCUCCAGGACCAACACCUGAUGUUGACGAUGAUGGCCGGCCGAUCAUUUACCAGUCCGUGUACAAUGAGAUCAGCUCACUUUCAUCGGUCACCGCUCAGUUUCUCCCAAUUGCUUUUGGUGGACUUAAUGCAUACAAUCCAACCAUUAUCCCGCAUCCUAUCAAGUACGACCAAUGGAUCAUUAUCGCCUACCAGGGAGACAGCUUGAAACAGGGUGAUGGGUUCCACACCGAGCUGACUUGCAAUGCCGGCUUUGUGAACGGUGCACUGAGCUGUGCCGAUGUUCCAGUACCAGUGCCGCUGAAGGUCCACGAUCCUCAUUGCAAAGGGGCUCUGGCCUAUCUCAAUUUCGAAUUGGGACCUCGUGAUGCUAGAGUUGUGCACGGGCCGGAUGCACCUUACAUCUUGUACGGUGCCCACUCUGAAUAUACUUGUCUUGGGGUCUGGAUCCAAGACUUGCGUAUGCUUCUCGAAGACUAUGUUGUCGAAUCAAGUAUAUCUCAUCGAUUUACCGAGCCCAAGGAACUUCAGCGACCGCCACCCGUUAAAGAGCUUGAAAAGAAUUAUUUCAUAUUCUGGGAUUUUCAGCACAACAUCUAUGUGCACCAUGAUUUGUCCCCACACCGUGUCUUUGCGGCUGUGGAUUCCAACGGCCUUGUAGGCACGAACCUGGCUCCACAGGCUGCGAAAUCAGAUGACGCCUGUCUAGCCAGGUAUAUGCCAGUGAUCAGUUCGAAGUAUGAGACGAUUCACCAGGCGACAAAUUCACUGUCCAUCACUAUGUGCAAGCGUACCAAUUCUACUUGCCAGCCCAGUCCGGAAAACACGUUUAUCAUGCAUAUAUUUCACUUCAAGUCGUUUUAUGAGUGGCAUAGCGUUUAUGAACCAUAUGUGGUUCUCUUUCAACAACAAGCCCCUUUUGCUAUCCAUGGAAUAUCGAAGAAACCUUUCUGGGUACGUGGGCGACAAAUGCUCACUGAAUCGACAGGGGCCGUACAAUGGGAAGGUCGACAGCUACCAGUUGGCCAUUCCGAGGGAUUCUACAUGACGAGCAUGAGCUGGAAAACCCAUGGUCAAAAGUAUCAUGGCUAUAUGGACGACGAACUGUUUAUUACAUUUGGGAUAGAAGACUCCAAGCCGGGUGUAAUCGAUGUGCUUGCUAGCGACCUAUUGCGAGAUAUUGGACACUGUAAAGAUAGCCACUGA
Exophiala bonariae is the source of this 1404-nucleotide messenger RNA. RefSeq lists its product as uncharacterized. The record is from RefSeq and is a predicted model, not a curated record. Bases 1 to 1404 code for a protein of 467 amino acids. Lineage: Eukaryota; Fungi; Ascomycota; Eurotiomycetes; Chaetothyriales; Herpotrichiellaceae. The transcript has a single exon.